GAGAGUAGAAUGUGCAAGCGGACGCGUGUAGUAGCACGUUCCAUCGGAAGCAGAUCAGACACCCAAGAAGCAAAUCGAGCGCCGCCUACGGUUGCAUAUGCCCGAGCCCAGAUUGUAAAGAGGUGGAUGGAGAGGAAGAGGAGAGGGAUGAUUGCCUGCAUGAGAGGAGGAUUCAGGAGUAGUCGUGUCGCGGUUUCUGCUGCUGCUGAAGUAGCUGCAGGUGUGGUGGACAAGGUUGUGGUCGAGAGAGGAGGAAGAA
Messenger RNA from Acaulospora colombiana, 259 nucleotides. The record is from the annotation of a GenBank genome assembly. NCBI's taxonomy places the organism in Eukaryota, Fungi, Glomeromycota, Glomeromycetes, Diversisporales, Acaulosporaceae.